UAGACUUUGCGUGCGCGUGAAUGCGCGAGUUUUCUAAACAUUUUGAUACUUCAAUAAAAUGUUUUGAAAUUUUUAAAGUGGUAGAUAUAUUUCUGGACUCUCUUCGUAGUUGGCUAUUAUAAAAAUCUCGGACGAAUGAGAAAAAUGCAAUGGUAUUGAUAUCAGAGGCAAAUGCUAAAAAGAUGAUUGAGAACGCUGAAAGCACAGUGGCACCACUUUUAAAUGGGUUGACGUUUGUAAAACAUUGGUAUUAACGGUUCCGAACUAGGCUAGUUAUUUAUGUGAUAUUUUUUUUCUAUCAACGGCUGCAAAAUGAGUUUUACCGCAUUAGCAACAAUUUCGGAGUUUUGACGUUGGACGUUAUAUUUUAUACGUCAUUAUAUUAUGAUGUCACAAAGGGAAGCUGACCGUUUUAUAAAAUAGCCUCAAACAUCAGCGUAUUAGCCAAUCAAAAUGCAAAUUACAAAACGACGACAGAAUCCGGUACCCUACAUUUAGAUGGAGGCCGAGGUGGUCCGAGUGCAUGACUGCAGUAUUUAUGACGUUGAAAUUAACCGUCACACAUGACGUUGUAAUAUACAAUGAAUUUGGCGUUAAUCGCGUAAAAUGGAGAUAAUAGGACGGAAUUUAGUUCUUUUACUCUCAAUUAUUGGAUCCUACGUCAAACUGUGUUACUGUGAUACAAAUCGAACGAAUGUGAAUUUAUACAAUCACCUACUACGCUCGUCAGAAUAUGAUCCCCACUUCAAACCGGUAUGUGGAACCAAUGAACUAUCACUCGUUAAAAUCGGAGUUGCACUGAGAAAUAUUGUCGAUGUGGCAGAGAAGCACCAGAUGAUGCGCUUAAAAAUAUGGGUUUAUUUAGAAUGGAUGGACUGCAAGCUGAAAUGGAAUCCUUCAAAUUUUAAAAACCUGUCUGAUUUGAUGGUGCCCUCUUCCCAUGUCUGGGUUCCGGAUAUUACUUUAUUCGAAGGAGUCAGCGAUGAAGGGCACAUGCCCAAUAUGGAAGAUUUCAGAGCCGAAAUUCACUAUACAGGCAAAAUACGGUUCAAUUUCCCAAGUAUUGUGACAAUCGUCUGCAAAAUGAACGUGGAAUAUUUUCCUUUUGAUCAUCAACUGUGCACAUUAACAUUUGGUUCAUGGAUAUACUCAGGACAAUAUAUUGACUUGGCAAUAAAGGGAAAAGAUGUGAACUUGGAUGUUGCUGACUUUGUGGAGCACAAUGAAUGGGUGGUGGUAGAUAUGAAAGAAGUCAGACACAAUGUAUAUUAUACUUGCUGUCCUCACCCGUUUCCCGACAUAACCGUAUAUAUUCAUAUGAAAAGAAAACCUUUAUUCUAUGUAGUAACCGUAAUUUUUCCCUGCUUUUUGAUUAAUAUGUUAACUUUUACGGCUUUCGUGCUGCCGCCAUUUUCGGGAGAAAAAAUUUCUUUACAAGUUACAAUUUUGUUGUCUAUAACCGUGUUCCUUUUGCUUGUGCAAGACAAAUUACCGUCUUCAUCUGACAAUUUCCCCUGCAUUGCCAUUUACUUUGCAAACAGUAUGGCACUUGUGUGCGUUUCGUGUGUUUUGUCCAGUAUUGUGUUGUACCUCUAUUACAAAUCGCCCGAGGACGACCACAUGUCUCCAUUAUUUCGCGACUUUUUUCUGAACAAAGUCCGGAGGAUGUUGUGUGUUAACACCGAGAAUGACUCGAAAAGUAAUGAGAUUGUUCAGACAAAACUUUUGAGCUUAGAGAUGGAUCAAUGGAAGCAUGAAUCAACUACGAAUAUAAAAUCCCAUCACGGAACAAAAAGAAAAACGAAACAUGGGCACGAAAAGGAUCAUCAUACCACCGAUGAAUGGGAGCUUUUCUCCUACGUAUUGAACCGAUUAUUCAUGUUGGUCUAUCUGUGCUUGACUAUGGCAAACUCUUUCUUUUUUGCUAUAGCUUUAAUAUCCCAUAAUGAUGGAGAUGAAAUGUUCAGAAACUUGUAAUUUUUUAAUGACAUUAAUAAAAUAAAAUUAUUACUAUGGUGUGAUUCAUUUGACUUUACACACCAUAUUCACUGGAAGUUUUCAAAUAUUGACCCAAUAAUUUGGGUGGUAUUUUUUUGAUGUGAAGAGCAUUACAUUGAUACUUGAUUUUAGUACUCAACUACAUGUAUUCUAAAAUCUUUAUUGAGCUGUUAUACAAUAAUAUGUAUAUUUAAGAUUU
This is a messenger RNA of Ostrea edulis (European flat oyster), 2197 nucleotides long. RefSeq names its product acetylcholine receptor subunit alpha-like 2. Gene Ontology annotation, biological process: chemical synaptic transmission; signal transduction; nervous system process. The record is from RefSeq and is a predicted model, not a curated record. Gene Ontology annotation, molecular function: transmembrane signaling receptor activity; neurotransmitter receptor activity; extracellular ligand-gated monoatomic ion channel activity. The transcript is spliced from 2 exons. Lineage: Eukaryota; Metazoa; Mollusca; Bivalvia; Ostreida; Ostreidae. Gene Ontology annotation, cellular component: neuron projection; synapse; membrane. Bases 607 to 1977 code for a protein of 456 amino acids.